ACUCCUGCUGCUAAUUCAAUUCCUCUGCCUCAUUCCAAGGAUUCCAGAGCCAAACUGUCACCUUUCCAAAAUACCAAGCCUUUGCGCACUCCAGUGCUUCCCAGCUCCAGUCCCAAAGAGUGGGCAGGAACUUUUGGGAUGAACCAAAAUUAACCCUGGCGGUGGAGAGCUUGAAAUCCCUCCUUCUUUAGUAUUUCUUUCCUCCACUACUUUUGAAAUCUCUUUUAGAUCAAACUUCAAGGAAACUUUUCCUCUCACUUUUGGCUCCCCUUAACCAGCGUCAUACCAAAAUAUUUCUCUUGACGUCUUGGAGCCUGGCCGCUGAGCAAAGGGGGGCAGCCCCUCCAGAGAGAUGGGGGAUGCUGGGGAGAAAGGCCUGGACAACGACGCGGAAGGGGUCUGGAGCCCUGACAUAGAACAGAGCUUCCAGGAGGCGUUGGCCAUCUACCCACCUUGUGGGAGGCGAAAAAUUAUUCUUUCUGAUGAGGGCAAGAUGUACGGCCGCAAUGAACUUAUUGCUCGCUACAUUAAACUGAGGACAGGGAAAACACGGACAAGAAAACAGGUUUCCAGCCACAUCCAGGUGUUGGCACGGCGGAAAACCCGGGAGAUUCAAGUCAAGCUCAAGGACCAGGUAGCAAAAGACAAAGCCCUUCAAACCAUGGCAGCCAUGUCUUCUGCUCAGCUUGUGUCUGCUACCGUCCUUCAGGAAAAACUGGGCUUGUCAGACCCUCACUACCCACACAGUGCUACCCCUACAGAGUUUUUCCAGUUCUGGACAAGUGAUGCAAUCCAACCCCGGGCCACUCCAGAUAUCAAGCCAGUUCUCCAGGCAUCCUACCCUCUACCGCCAAUCACAGCACCCCCUGCUGUCCCAGGCUACCACACAUCCCCAGGUAGAAUUCCCCACCUCCCCACAACUACCUCUUGGCAGGGAAGCCACAUCGGUACAGAAACUCUUCGACUGGUGGAGUUCACUGCUUUUGUGGAGCAGCAAGGUGAACAAGACGUGUGUAAACAGCAACACCGUUUUGUGCACAUCGACCCGACACCCACUACUGAAACUCCCCUGGAAGUGGUGGAUGUGCGCCAGAUCUAUGACAAAUUCCCUGAGCGGGGAGGUGGACUGCGAGACCUGUAUGACCAGGGGCCUCCUCAUGCCUUCUUCUUAGUCAAAUUCUGGGCUGACCUAAGCUUUCCCCUCCCUGAAGAAGAACCAGGGGGCACAGGAGGGGCCUUCUAUGGGGUGAGCAGCCGAUACGAGGGCCCACGGGCUCUGACGCUCAGUUGCACCUCCAAGGUCUGCUCCUUUGGCAAACAGGUGGUGGAAAAGCUGGAGACCGCUGAGCCUCCCCACUGGGAAGAUGGACGCUUUGUUUUCCAGUUGCAGCGCUCUCCACUCUGCGAGUACCUCAUAAAUUUUAUCCGCAAACUGCAAACGCUGCCAGAAAAACCAAUGAUGGAUAGUGUGCUUGAAAACUUCACCAUCUUGCAGGUUUUGCGAGAUCAAGAAACUCAGGAGUUACUACUAUGUGUGGCCUUUGUGUUUGAAGUGUCUGCCAGCGAGCGAGGAGCGCAGCAUCACAUCUAUCGGCUGGGCCGGGAUUGACGAACACUUUUUGCCUUCCUGCCCUUAAAAUCAAGCCACUCACCUUCCUCUCCUGAUAUUCAGGCUACAGGCUCUUCAGAAAUGGUUGGAGGAGCUUAUAUGAAAACUGGUGAAAAGGGUUGUCCUAACCCCCAACAACCGUUGGGAUACUAACUGCUGGAUUUGGCAGUGAUGACCUUGGUCUUCCUAAGGAUCA
Anolis sagrei ordinatus is the source of this 1805-nucleotide messenger RNA. RefSeq names its product TEA domain transcription factor 2 (gene TEAD2). Gene Ontology annotation, cellular component: transcription regulator complex. The record is from RefSeq and is a predicted model, not a curated record. Gene Ontology annotation, molecular function: RNA polymerase II cis-regulatory region sequence-specific DNA binding; DNA-binding transcription factor activity, RNA polymerase II-specific. Gene Ontology annotation, biological process: embryonic organ development; regulation of transcription by RNA polymerase II; hippo signaling. Lineage: Eukaryota; Metazoa; Chordata; Lepidosauria; Squamata; Anolidae.